Messenger RNA from Abrus precatorius (Indian licorice), 1020 nucleotides. RefSeq lists its product as uncharacterized. The record is from RefSeq and is a predicted model, not a curated record. The coding region runs from base 136 to 822 and encodes 228 amino acids. Lineage: Eukaryota; Viridiplantae; Streptophyta; Magnoliopsida; Fabales; Fabaceae. The transcript is spliced from 4 exons. Gene Ontology annotation, molecular function: aminoacyl-tRNA deacylase activity.
GAAUCCACAGACGACAACAAAAAAGGAUGGAAGAAUUGGGCACUGACAAAACUCACCGUGGUAAGUUGAGGUGAGUCGUCACAGCCAUUCGUAGCGAGUUUCCGGCAAAACUCGCCGCCAUAACCGCCGAUCACAAUGGAGAAAUCCUUAGCGGAGCUGGAGCGAGUCCAAACCAACCUUCUGCACCGCAUAUCAAAACUCGAGUAUUCCCUUCUUCCAUUAUCUCCUUCACCAAACGACACCGUUUUCCCCCUCGUUGACGACACCGACACCGUGACUCGCCUCUCCUCCAUUUUGCGCCACAACGCCGUCGACGACUUCUCCUUCAAAAGAGUCCCUCCCGGUUACUACGAUUGGCCCCUCGAAGCCCGUCGCGAUGCCCUCUCCGCCGCGUCCGUUGACCAUCUCUGCAAAAGCAUCGUUCUCGUUAACACGCAAGCGCCCUCCACAGUCGUCGAUUGCAGUGAUCGCAACAAUUCCAAGUACUAUGUGGUUGUUGUUCAGUACACUGCUCGCUUCAAUGCCGAGGCUGUGAAAAAUUUUCUGUAUUCGCUCAACAAAGGAAGUAUAGCGAAAAAGAAAUUCAACUUGAGGCUAGCUCCUGAGGAGAUAUCAGCGGAGUUAACUGGAUAUGGGCACAAUGCAGUGACUUGUAUUGGCAUGAAAACAGACAUUCCGGUGAUUUUGGAUGAAGCUAUUAUAAAGCUAACUCCAGAUUUCUUUUGGUUGGGUGGUGGUGAGGUUGAUCUGAAGCUAGGGAUCCGGACAUCUCAAUUAAUCAAAUUUGUCAACCCAUUCAUUGUCAACUGUAGCGGUAGUUGAUUUUUGUUGAACAGAAAGUGGUCACGAUAAUUGAGUUUGGGUGGAAAGUUUCCAUUUCCAGCUUUCCAUUGUUGAUUUUGUUAGAUUUGAAUUAUUGCCCCUUCAGGAAGAUAUUUAUUUUAAAUAGCUGAGUUUUGUGGUUUACUUAUCAUUAUAAUUUACAGAGAUUUGAGUGCAACCGGCAUCAUAGAUUCAUAC